Gavialis gangeticus (Gharial) is the source of this 2712-nucleotide messenger RNA. It is a transcript of the gene GBE1, whose product is annotated as 1,4-alpha-glucan branching enzyme 1. The annotation marks the transcript as partial. Gene Ontology annotation, biological process: glycogen biosynthetic process. Gene Ontology annotation, cellular component: cytoplasm. The record is from RefSeq and is a predicted model, not a curated record. Gene Ontology annotation, molecular function: hydrolase activity, hydrolyzing O-glycosyl compounds; 1,4-alpha-glucan branching enzyme activity; cation binding. Lineage: Eukaryota; Metazoa; Chordata; Crocodylia; Gavialidae. The transcript has 17 exons.
ACUGGAAUUCUUCCAAGGCUAAUCUCCCCACCUUCACCUAUUGCUCUAGAAAGAACUGGCAGAAGACAAAGGUACGCUUUGUUUUAUCAACACUUGAAGAACAUUGAGGAAAAUGAGGGAGGCCUUGAUAAGUUUUCAAAAAGUUACAAAACUUUUGGAGUCAACCUGUUUGUGGAUGGUGGAAUAUAUUGUAAAGAAUGGGCACCAGGGGCAGAAGCAGUGUUUCUCACCGGUGACUUCAAUGGUUGGAAUCCAUUUUCACAUCCAUACCAAAAAAUGGAUUAUGGCAAAUGGGAGUUGUUCAUACCACCUGGACCAGAUGGAUUCCCACCUGUGCCCCAUGGAUCAAAAUUGAAGUUGGUGAUCCGUAAUAGAAGUGGAGAGAUCCUUUACCGCAUUUCACCUUGGGCAAAAUAUGUAAUUCGUGAGGAGGGCAAAGUGAAUUAUGACUGGAUGCACUGGGAACCACCAUUACCAUAUCUUAGUAGACAUCCUUCCCCUGAGAAACCGAAAAGCCUAAGAAUCUACGAGUCUCAUGUGGGAAUUGCUUCCCCUGAAGGGAAAAUAGCUUCUUAUAAAAACUUUACUUACAAUGUACUACCUAGAAUAAAGGAUCUCGGAUACAAUUGCAUUCAGUUGAUGGCUAUUAUGGAGCAUGCCUACUAUGCCAGUUUUGGUUACCAGAUAACAAGUUUUUUUGCAGCAUCAAGUCGUUAUGGGACCCCAGAUGACCUGAAGGAAUUGAUUGAUGUUGCCCACUCAAUGGGAAUUACUGUACUAUUGGAUGUUGUGCACAGUCAUGCAUCAAAGAACUCGGAGGAUGGUUUGAACAAAUUUGAUGGCACAGACUCCUGUUUUUUUCAUUCUGGACCUAAAGGAAUGCAUGGUCUUUGGGACAGCAGACUUUUUGAUUAUUCAAACUGGGAAGUUUUGAGAUUCCUUCUCUCCAACUUGAGAUCAUGGAUAGAAGAAUAUAGCUUUGAUGGCUUCCGUUUCGAUGGUAUUACAUCUAUGAUAUACCACAAUCAUGGAAUUGGCGAAUCUUUCAGUGGCGAUUACCAUGAAUAUUUUGGUCUACAUGUAGAUGAAGAUGCUUUGGUUUACCUAAUGUUGGCCAAUCACAUGAUCAAGUUUUUGCAACCCAGAUGUCUAACCAUAGCUGAGGAAGUUUCUGGAAUGCCGGCUCUUUGCUGUUCCGUUGCAGAGGGAGGAGGUGGAUUUGAUUAUCGAAUGGCCAUGGCAAUUCCAGAUAAAUGGAUACAGAUAAUUAAAGAGUUGAAAGAUGAAGAUUGGAAUAUGGGCAAUAUAGUAUAUACACUGACCAACAGGAGGCACGAAGAGAAAUAUAUUGCAUAUGCAGAGAGUCAUGACCAGGCCCUUGUUGGUGAUAAGACAUUGGCAUUCCGUCUGAUGGAUGCAGAGAUGUAUACAAAUAUGAGUGUGCUUUCCCCUCUUACUCCAGUUAUUGAUCGUGGAAUACAGCUUCAUAAAAUGAUUCGCCUCAUUACUCAUGCACUUGGAGGAGAGGGCUAUCUCAACUUCAUGGGCAAUGAAUUUGGGCAUCCAGAAUGGUUAGACUUCCCCAGAAAAGGAAAUAACGAGAGCUACCAUUAUGCCAGAAGACAGUUUCAUUUAGCUGAUGAUCAUCAUCUUCGCUAUAGAUUUCUAAAUGCUUUUGACAGAGAUAUGAAUAAAUUGGAAGAAAGAUUCGGCUGGCUUGCAUCUCCCCCGGGUUUUGUGAGUGAAAAACAUGAGUCAAAUAAGGUCAUAGCUUUUGAGAGGGCAAAUCUCAUUUUUAUAUUCAACUUCCAUCCGUCCAAAAGCUAUGUUGACUACAGAGUGGGUGUGGAAACUGCAGGAAAGUAUAAAAUUGUCCUGGAUUCUGAUGCACCAGAAUAUGGAGGCCAUCAAAGACUGGAUCACGGCACAGAGUACUUUACUGAACAGUAUCCACAUAAUUAUCAACCUAAUUCACUUUUGAGAACCAAUUCACAGACCAGCUUUGAUGGCAAGCCCAGAAGAUGGUAUCUAAACCACCUACAGGUGUACAUUCCAAGCAGAGUGGCUAUUGUACUUCAGAACCUGGAUAUACCAAACUAAAGAUCUCCAUGGGCAUCACUACAGAAGCAAGAUGUUUAAAAUAAUGUAGUGACUACACUGUGCUGCUCAAACACUGAAUAUCUCAGAAAUUUGUACAAUGGAUGCUUUGUGGAAUUAAAUAUAGUAAUAUUAAAGUGAUACAAAUGUAGGAUUAAUAUUUACAUAUAAUUACAGAGCUCUCAAGCACUAAAAGCUAUUUUAAGGAGACUGUAUGCAAAAGACAGAAAAAUUCAUCUUCGUAGUUCUGAUAGUACAGAAUUACAGUUUAAAGCAUUCUAGACCAGCUGGCAUUCUCAAUUGAGCUGUCGUUAAUGGUGUUUUUUUCAGGAAUAAUGUUUUAUCAUGUGUAUUACUGCUCUGAUUUCAGCAAUUUCUUUUAAUCCUUCAUCAUUUUGGUAUUGAAUUCGGAUAUUGGUUAUACACCACAAUCUCUUGUAAGGACAAAGAGUAAACAAUAUGUUAAAAUACAGCUUCAGCUUGGAGAAAAUGCAGCCAUAAAUGUUUGAGACACCCCAUGUUGUGAUCUCCAUUCCGCAGGGAUUUCCAAGAUGUAUUACAGGUAUCACUUUUUUUUUCAGUCAAACCACUGAUGAGAACAAUCCAGUGAAAAUA